Rotaria socialis is the source of this 294-nucleotide messenger RNA. The record is from the annotation of a GenBank genome assembly. NCBI's taxonomy places the organism in Eukaryota, Metazoa, Rotifera, Eurotatoria, Philodinida, Philodinidae.
AUGCUACACAUUGAUGGAAUGGAAUCGACGGUCAUUCGAGAAUUAAAGUUUUUGUUGUCUGAAAACUUAAAUAAUCGAUGUCCAGUUGCUCCUCUAGAUAUUUGUGAAUUUCUACUUGAUCCAUCUCAAUUAAAAAUUGAUAUCAGUCGUUAUUUGACUCAAAAUCAAACAACAAAAGAAUUAACAUUAUCUGAAAUGAUUAAAAAGUUCCGAAUCAACCACGAUAUACAAGUAUCUUCAAGUCAAAUGAAUGAACAUCAGCAGCACCAACAACAUCGCAGUCAAAUUCAUUAG